Messenger RNA from Trypanosoma brucei brucei TREU927, 1560 nucleotides. RefSeq lists its product as hypothetical. The record is from RefSeq and is a predicted model, not a curated record. NCBI's taxonomy places the organism in Eukaryota, Euglenozoa, Kinetoplastea, Trypanosomatida, Trypanosomatidae. The transcript has a single exon. Bases 1 to 1560 code for a protein of 519 amino acids.
AUGCCACCAAAGAAAGAUGUGGCGAUGGGAAAGCAACCACGGAUCGGAGCACCACAGGAACCAGAUGUAGAUGAGGAAUUAGAACUAAAUGAACGCUCACAACCGUCGCCUGCGAACGGCUUUUCUCCCCCUGUCGAAGUUUCUCCUGGAACCAGGUCGAACACCAAACCUUGCGUUUGGCGAGUGCAACAAACGGAGGGUCGUCGGAAGGAGGCCUUGAAGGCUAUGUUGAGUCCCACGCUAGCGGGAAGGAGAGCGGCUGUUUGGCUGCAGGAGUGGGACCGAGGGUCCCGUAGCGUCAGACUUAGGAUUUUGGAGGCUUUCCUCACUCUUCACUCAGAGAGCAACAGUAGACGAAUAGAGGUUGAUCUUGGUGAUGCCUCUAUUCUCUUCUUCACACGCAUCACAGCAUGGCUGCGCCUAACUUACAAGUUGGGCGUCGGACUCCGUUCUGUCCUUUCGGCGAUUUCGGUGUUCAUACGGGGGGUACGUUAUCUAACCUGCUUUGCAGAGGUUGGUGGAGCUACGACGCUUGCUGACACGUUAGCCACGGGGACUCUUUGCGUGGAGGACCGUCAGGAAGCUGUACUGCUGCUCCUGUACAUCGCGAAUGCGGGGCGUGUUUACCGUGAAAUGAUUUGUGAUGAAAAUGGUGUAGAGUUGCUUAUAGAGGCAAUGCGUCGGGAAGAGGAUGAAAAAAUACUUGACCUUUUUUCCGCCCUGUUCUUAGCGGUUGGUGAGGGGAGCAGCCGCUCGCUGAACUCUCCUGUUUACCUUGGACUCAUACGACUCCUUCCCAACGAAGAAACAACGGCUGCUGCUGCACUGUACGCUGCACGCACAUUACGCACCUAUCAGACCUCGUGGGAGAAGAAAUACAUGGACUCUGUGGCUGCUAAUAAUGCGGAAAAUACAGGCUCCGUCCCUGUUGUGGGUAUAAAUCCAGAAGAUCCCGUCGGGAGCGCGCAGGUUUUGUUGGACUCCCUGUUCGCUCUACUGUAUCAUAGUGAACUGACAGUGCGAGCUGAGGGUAGUGAGUUGCUGGCGUUAGUAUCCAAAAACCUGCAGCUCACGGGGAAGAUUUUGUCACGAUGCCUUGAUGUAGUUGAUGAAAACCGGUUGGUAGUUGAGAUCGAUGACGACGUCGAGGCCAUUCACAAUCUCCGUCGUCAUCAAAUUACGCUAGGAACCACAGCCGUCAAGGUUAUGUUGACUGAUUGGGAUUUCGAAGCAAGAAGAAGAAUCAUCGUGGGACUCGUGGCCCGUCGCAGCACACAUUUCACGUUGCUGAAAUUCCUUCGUCUCCUUGGUGUUGCGCAGAACACCAAUGCCGUGGACUGUUGCCGCCUUGUGCAGUUGUUGUGCCGUGAAGCUGUUCAGCAAAACCAGCGGGGUCGCGAGGAUGGGGAAGGCAGCGCGGGUUCAUGUAUUUCGCUUGACAAAUUCUCAAAGCACAUACACGACGUGGUGGGAAGCGCUUUGUAUAGCGUGAUACUUCACGAGGACCUGGUUGAUGAGCAGAUCGAGGCUAUUGUGCGCUCGAUCAUGUCAUCUGACUAG